Messenger RNA from Betta splendens (Siamese fighting fish), 4510 nucleotides. It is a transcript of the gene tab2, whose product is annotated as TGF-beta activated kinase 1 (MAP3K7) binding protein 2. The record is from RefSeq and is a predicted model, not a curated record. Gene Ontology annotation, biological process: positive regulation of protein kinase activity. Lineage: Eukaryota; Metazoa; Chordata; Actinopteri; Anabantiformes; Osphronemidae. Gene Ontology annotation, molecular function: ubiquitin binding; K63-linked polyubiquitin modification-dependent protein binding. The coding region runs from base 456 to 2759 and encodes 767 amino acids. The transcript has 8 exons.
UCUCGCGAUAACUACUGCUCAGGCAGCCGCCAUAUUCUGUGGCAGUAUUUUGAUUCGUAUCUGCUAGAAGUGAGCAAAAAGAGAAAAGUUAAGGGCUGCCGCGGGGAGGGGGGGCCGAAGAAGCGGAGCUGUCAGAAAGCUGUUCCCGAGUCCCUGUCAAACGACGGAGGGCCGAGGCGCGGGAUACCUCCUCCUCACGCUGGUUCGAGGACACACUAGGCCCGGGGGCCUCGGAGCAGUUGGAUCUUCGUCUCCCCGGUAGUAGCCGAUUCCCUCUCGGCGUCACCUCUCGUAGCUCCGCGACCCUCCGGAGGUCCGGCGGCGGGUGUUAAAGGCGGCCCGGGGAGCGGCGGCGGAGACGGGAAGAACAUGUUAAAGAUCAAAGUGACUUGCUGUUACACCUGACGCCCCAGUGUGUUGAACAGAACAAGCAGUCCUGACCUGGCGACAUACGAAUGGCACAGGGAAGCCACCAGAUUGACAUUCAGGUUUUGCAUGACCUGCGCCAGAAGUUCCCAGAAGUCCCAGAGGGUGUUGUUUCUCAGUGUGUUCUGCAGAACAACAACAAUUUAGACGCUUGCUGUGAGUACUUGUCCAAGGUCAGUCCAGGCUACCUGUACAGUGAGGAGGGAAACCUGAGCUUCUCAGACGACCCCGGCUUCAGUAGGCUCCGUAAUCACAUGACCCAGCUGAACCUGGUCCCCCAAUCUCAGAAUGUGCAUGUGGCCCCGAUUCGGGACAACCUGAGGAUGAACGGCAGCCGGACUCUGGUCCACAGCCUGAGUGACGGGCCCCUACAGACAGGCCAGGUCCCCAACAGUGACUUCUUUUCCCACGAGCCCCAGUCCGCUCCAGUGCAGGUGCCCUCCAGUCUCAGUGGAUUUGGCGUGAUGGAGCCCACACGCAAACCGCAGCCUCCUCAGCACCUUGGACUUUGCCCCAUGGGUGUAAAAGGAACAGCAAUGGGUGGCCAACAGAUGCCCCGCUUCAACCCCAUCACCGUGACACUGGCCCCUAACAUACAGACAGGACGCAACACCCCAACGUCUUUGCACAUACAUGGAGGGCCACAGCCGGGGGUGAGCAGUCCACAGGGUAACUCCAUUUACAUCAGGCCCUAUCUUAGUCAGUCUGGUACAAGUCGGCAGAACCAGCAACAGGGCAGCAGGGCGCAAUACAGCCCCACGUCCCAGCCCCAGCAGCAAAUCUUCCAGGUGUCGCACCCCCCCUCUCUGUCUGGCUCCUGGUCCGGCUCCUCACAUACCUCACAGCACCAGACCUCUCAUGUCUACAUGCCAAUCAGCUCUCCCACAAACUCCCAAGCGCCCCCUUUUAUCCCCAGUGGAGGCCAACCCUCCUCCGCUGUCUCCUCAUGCUCCUCCUCCGUCAUGCCCAUCAGCCAGUACAACAUCCAGAACAUCUCAACAGGCCCACGGAAGAAUCAGAUAGAGAUCAAACUUGAAUCGCCUCAAAGGAGCAACUCUACAGCUACAGCUGUGCUGCGGACAAGCAGUGGGCCACGUUCUUCCUCCACCUCCUCCUCCUGUCCUUCAUCUUCCUCCUCUUCAACUGGGGUGGCUGCUGUUCCCACCACACCUCUUUCCAUUGGAGGCCAGGGCCUGAGCCGCAGCCAACCUACUGUUUACAUCUCUGCCAGCCCACCUACUGCUGCUAUCACUCCCUCUGAUGAAGCAGUCAUGGCAUCGGCUGGCUCUCGCGCCCAGCCCAAAUUUUACAUUUCUGCUAAUGCCUCCAGUGACGACAGUGGAGGGAGAAACCCUCCCACUGUCUAUAUCUCAGCCAACCCUCCCUUACAGGGACCAUCUGGACCUAGAGCAAUGGCCGGCCAAGUGAGCAUGGGCUCCACCUACAUUCACCACCAUCCACCCAAGACCCGUUCCUCUGUGGGAGGUGGCAGUACAGCUUCUUCCCCUCGUGUGGUGGUGACUCAGCCCAACACCAAAUAUACUUUUAAAAUCACCGUGUCCCCCAAUAAGCCCCCAGCUGUGUCCCCAGGAGUUGUGUCACCCACCUUUGAGCCCACCAACCUCCUCAGCCUACCCCCAGACCACCACUUUGUGGAGCCCGACCCCCUCCAUCUCUCAGACCCGCUUUCACCGCACAUGGAGAGGCCGAGUGAGCACCGCAGGCUCAGCAUGGGUUCCGAUGACGCAGCGUACACACAAGCAUUGUUGGUCCACCAGAAGGCCCGCAUGGAGAGGCUGUGGCACGAGCUGGAGCUAAAGAAAAAGAAGCUAGAGAAGCUAAAAGAGGAAGUCAACGAGAUGGAGAAUGACCUGACCAGACGACGGCUUGAGAGAUCCAACUCGGCCGUGCAGAUUCCCUCUAUUGAUGAAAUGAAGCAGUUGCGGAGCAAAAACCGGUCACUCCAGAUCGACAUCGACUGCCUAACCAAAGAAAUAGAUCUCCUUCAAGCCAAAGGACCAUACUUCAAUCACAGUGCAAUCCAUAAUUUUUAUGACAACAUUGGGUUUCUUGGUCCGGUCCCACCCAAACCCAAAGGUACUUCUUCCAUAGGCAGGAGAGGGUGUAGAUAUAAUGUGACCUCUGAGCUCAGGAUGAAGCCCUCCUGUGGCCCCUCCCCUCCCCUGCCACUCGAUGCGAGCAGUGAGAAUGUGAAGCCAGCUGCCGACCAGGAGGAGGAAGAGGGGGCGCAAUGGAACUGUACGGCUUGCACCUUCCUCAACCACCCCCUUCUCAACCGCUGUGAACAGUGCGAGUUCCCACGGCACUUCUGAGCCGAGGAGGCCCUGCCGCACCGCCACCCUGCUCCUCCGCCCGUCUGCCUCUACCUGACUAGACUAAAGGGGCCUUUCUUUUUCCUGCUUCCCUCGGUGUAUGAAAACGGGGAUGAGGGCAUAGUCACUGCAUCGUCUGGCCUAUUGUGCUUUCUCCCCAGUAGGGUUUGUAGAAUGCUGUCCACUGAAGGCUUGACUGGAUAGUGUUUACAUCUUCCUUCCUCCUGAGACUUGGAUGAUACCUCACUGUAGAGACUGGGCUUUGGUGGGGUCACCUUCUCCCUUUUGUCUAGUUGAUCCUGGGGGAUACCUUGCUGCUCCCACCUACAGUAUUACAAGCGUGGCACCGCAGUAUGACAGCACACAUCACCAGCAGGCGUCACUGUGCCUCACACUGACUCCAGAUUUGUGCCUUUCUUCCUUGGGAUUUUGGGAACCGUGUUUGGCCUUUGCUCUCCACCUGAAGGGAAAACUAACAGACUCCUCGUAGACUUUUAAAGUUUGUUUGGUAAUUUCAGGUGGUGCGGAAGGAGCUGGCAGCGUCUCUGUCAUCCAAACGUGCAUCUUGCCCUCCUCUCCUUCAGAAUUAUGUCUCCUGUUUCUCCCAUCGUCAGUUAAGGAAAACAAAGGAAACCGUGUUGCAUGUGUUGUGUACAGUCCAUGGAGGCAGAAACUUCCUUUGAGCUUUUACUGUACAUAAUUUUAGAAUGUGUCCUGAAAGCCUUCUUUGUCACACUAUGAAUCAUUUGUAUUUCCUGUAAGUAUACCCUUAUAGACUUUAUUAACUUCUUUGUUCCAUUUCCCUCUAUCAAACCAAUAAGCACCACGCUCCCUUUUUAAGCUUUUUACUUGAUGUCUGAGAGUUGAAGCCUCGCAGGAGCGGAGGAACAGAGCAAUAGAAUCGGUCCUCACAAAGCUACGCCUGCCAGGUUCCAACAAUCACUCGUGGAUUUGCUCGAUGUCCUGUGUACGAUCUGCAGAUGCCAGCAGUAGUUUUUUUUUUUUGUUUGUUUGUUUAGAUUUGUUCAAUGCAGGGAGGAAAAGGGUCAACAAGCAACAUGACAAAUCGCUAUCUUAUCUGACAACUGGAAUGUAGGUUGAAUGUUUGGGGACAACUACACCUCAGUGCAGAGACACUCGUUUUUUAGUAGAAUAAGUUACUGCAGGUUGCUGACUAAGUGCCUGUGUUGGGUUUCUGUGAGGUACCAAAGGUCAACGUCAGUAUUUGUGUUUGAACUCUUCCUGUGAUGUGGAAAUAUUCCUUUAGGUCUUGACCAGGAAGCUGUUUUUAGCACAUGACGACUGUCCACUCUGUGUACUCUUGUUCUCAUUUGGCUUCUUUCACCCUCCUAAGCUUUUAUUGAUGAGGGUAUUUCUAAAGUUUACUUAUUGUCAUUAACUUUGACGUUGUUACUUUGUUCCACAUUUGUGAAAUGUUGCCUUGCAUAAGUGCCUUCAGACCUAUUUGAUAAUCAGUUCUGCCACAUCCAAGUGCCUUUUAAAAACCAAAAACCCACUUAAAUGUAGAUGAAUUAUUGUCUCUGAAGCACUUAUGCCAAACUUUUCUUUUUCCAACCCAAAGAAACCAGUUUCAGCUUUAUGUGCACCUUGGUGUGAUGAGGCAGUUUAAUCAUGUUUUAGUAAAUGGAAAAGGAUCAUUUGGAUAUCUAAAGUGUUUUUGAUUUUAGCUGGGAAACUGUCUUUGUAACAGAUAAGUUAUUUGUAAAAAUAAAAAAAAAAUCUAUUCUAAA